This is a messenger RNA of Oryzias melastigma (Indian medaka), 7586 nucleotides long. Its product is annotated as protein crumbs homolog 1. Gene Ontology annotation, molecular function: calcium ion binding. Bases 265 to 4659 code for a protein of 1464 amino acids. Lineage: Eukaryota; Metazoa; Chordata; Actinopteri; Beloniformes; Adrianichthyidae. The record is from RefSeq and is a predicted model, not a curated record. The transcript has 13 exons.
ACAUCCCAAAGCGGGCGAUGAAUGACUCCAAUCCCGAUCCAUCCCGUGUCUUCCUCCCCUCUCUCUGCUGGGGUGAUUACUCCAUCCCUGCAAGGUCCCUCCAGAGCCUCACACACACUGGCCAAGAAACAAAACACUCCAAACUCAGUCUGAGGGGUCCAGCAUGGAGGUGCUGGUGUUUGCCGUCAGCCUUUGAGUUGGAAUAAAAGAACCAGGAAGCUGGAUGGAGCAUCCUCUCACUCUGACAUCAGCAGCAGGUUAACCAUGGAGUUUGGAAGAGUUUGGUCCAGAUAUCAGAGAACUUUGCUGAUUACUAUGAUGAUGGUCAAGUUAGGCCUUCUGUGCACGGCAGCAGCAGACAGAUGCUUGUCAUCUCCCUGUAAAAACGGUGCGACGUGUCUUUACCACGAGGGGGACUAUGUGUGCGUGUGCCCCAAAGCUCCUGUCAGGUACACAGGCAAACUCUGUGAGGAUCUGUAUGACGCCUGCAGCACGGCCUCCUGCACAAACUGCACCAGCCAACCGGGGUCGGACGAGUUCCUCUGCCACUGCCCAGACGGCUACACAGGUCCCAGCUGUGAGCAGGAAGUGGAUGAAUGUCACAGCAACCCCUGCAAAGGGGUCCGGUCUUACUGCGUGGACAGUGCAAGCAACUAUUCGUGCCACUGUCCCGUCGGCUGGGCGGGUGAGGACUGCCGGGAGAACGUAACCACCUGUUUGACGCACACGUGCCAGAACGGUGGCGUCUGCGUGGACGUUCCUGACACGGGGCACCAGUGUCAGUGUGUUCCUGGAUACCAGGGGGAACACUGUGAGGAGAAUGUGGAUGAGUGCUGGUCUGAGCCCUGCCAGAAUGGGGCCAUCUGCAAAGACGGGGUCAACGGCUACCAGUGCUUCUGUGUGCCUGGAUUUCAGGGUUCCCACUGCGACCUGGACAUCAAAGAGUGCGCCUCUCAACCCUGUCAGAACAACGGCACAUGUCUGGAUGAGGUGGAUCACUACAUCUGUGAAUGUGCUCCAGGUUUUGAAGGGAUUAACUGUGCGGUGGAGAUCGACGAGUGUGAGCUCCACCCCUGUCAGAAUGGUGGCAUCUGCAUUGACCACAUCGCCAUGUACUCCUGCCAGUGCACGGCCGGUUUCCAAGGCCAGGACUGCGAGGUCAACAUUGAUGAAUGCGCAAGCACGCCCUGUUUGAACAGCGGCAGGUGCAUCGAUGGCAUCAACAGCUAUGAGUGUGACUGCGAUGGAACGGGGUUUGAGGGCGACCACUGUGAAGACAACAUCCAAGAGUGUGCGUCCGACCCCUGCCAGCAUGGAUCCACGUGCUUAGACGGCAUCAACCAGUACGAGUGUGUCUGCUGGCCAGGCUAUGAGGGGGAGAACUGUCAGGUGGAUAUCAAUGAGUGUGAGCAAAAUCCUUGUGACAAUAGUGGCACGUGCUUCCAGCGCUCAGACGUCCAGAACUACAGGAAGCUCCCUGAACUCAGCACCACCACGUUCAGCUAUGACAUCGCAGCUGGCUUCAUCUGCCUCUGCAUGCCUGGAUUUACUGGCCACAACUGCUCUGUCAAUGUGGAUGAAUGUGGGUCUGCUCCGUGUCAGCAUGGGGGAAGCUGUCAGGAUCUGGUCAACUCUUAUCGAUGUUUGUGUCCAGACGGCUUCACAGGUGUCCAUUGCGAAGAAGACAUCAACGAGUGUGCCAGCGAUCCCUGCAGGAACGGAGCCACCUGCGAAGACGCAGCCAACUCCUACAAAUGCCACUGCCCCAAAGCGGAGGUUGGUCAGGAGCCCUGGGGGGGUCGGGACUGCGACGUCAGACUGGUCGGCUGCCUGCAGCACCGGUGUCAGCACGAGGACAGCUGUGUGCCCGUCCUGAAGGACGAUGGAGCACACAGCUACGUGUGCGUGUGCCUGCCUGGCUGGAGCGGAGAGCUCUGCAACACCUCCACCACUUUCUCCUUCGCCUCCGAGGGCUACAUCCACCUGCGCCUGCCGGGUUUCAAGAACAGGACCCAACGAGGGGCGGAUGAGAAAAGGCCGAGACUCCACGUGCAGCUCCGCUUCAGGACCACUUUACCAGACAUGCUGCUGCUCUACAGAGGCGGCGCAGGGAUCUUUUUCACUCUGGAGUUAGUCCAAGGCUCCCUCCAGGCUCGGGUGAAGUCAACAAGAACCCUGCAGGUCUCUCAUCCUGGCCCGGUCAAUGAUGGGAGAUGGUACCAGGUGUCUUUGGCCGUAGAUGAAAGACUGGUCAUGACUGUUACAGGCCCGAACUGUGAAAAAGGAUGCCAGGUAAAGACUCUGGGUCAGAACCACCUGAUCUUUCUCCACCUCAGCUACUUCCAGGAGCUGUAUGUUGGAGGAGUGCCACAGGAAUACCUGACCAACUCAAUGAGCGGGAAGGGAUUCAUCGGCUGCAUGGAAGACCUUGAAGUCGACCACAAACUCCUGCUGCCCCAAGAUCUCAUCAGGGAGGACAACAAAGACAUGAAACUGGGAUGCUACAAAAAGGAGUGGUGUGAGGAGGACCCGUGCAUGCAGCGGGGACAGUGCGUGGACAUGUGGGUCCGUGCCAGCUGCUGGUGCCACCGGCCUUUCUACGGAGAGCGCUGUGAAGGAGAAUAUCCGUCGUGGACGUUUGGCCAUGAGAACACCAGCAGCUACUCCGUCUUUAACAUCUCAGAGAGUCACGGUCAAAACUUCACUCUUUCCUUUUUGAUGCGCUCCCUCAAACACAGCGGCCUGCUGCUGCAGUUCCAGCGAGAGGAAAAGCCUUAUCUGAGCAUCUAUCUGAAGGAGGGCAGUGUGGCUCUCUACAGCCCUACGGUCUACACCACUCUGCUGUUAGAAGCCAGAUCAAUCACCGACGGGAGCAAUCACUUGGUGACUAUAAAGGUUCACAACGGCCAUGUGGACUUCCCUAAAGCGGGACAUCAUCGCGCCUUAGGGAAUGUGAGUGUGGAGGCGGGAGAUGUGGCCUUUGUUGGAGGGCUCCCUGCAGGCAAGAGCGUGAAGGCCUGGGGUGGACACUUCAAGGGCUGCCUGCAGGACAUUCGGCUGGACCACAAACAUCUGACUGCAGGCGCUGCUCCAGACGGGCUGGAGGUUUAUCAAGGCAGCUCAGAGAACGUGCUGCAAGGAUGCCAAAGUGACAACACCUGCAAGGUUAAACCCUGCUUCAAUGGAGGACAGUGUCUGGUCACGUGGAACGACUUCAGGUGUAACUGCCCUCACAACUUCUCCGGCCAGCGGUGUGAGACGCGUUUGUGGUGCAUCGAGAAGCCUUGUGUUGAUGGAGUGCACUGCAAGGAUCUGCAAGAUGGAUUUGAAUGUUUGGGUGAAGCCACCUUCCAAGACAACUCCCUGCUGUUUUCUGCUGAUAGCUCUCUGCAGAGCCCUGUCAACAACAUCACCAUUGAAUUACGCACACGGGAUGAGACUGGGAUCCUGCUGCGGUCUGAUGGCGGGUCGGAAGUCUUCUGCCUGGGCCUACUCAACUCCAGUCUUCUUAUCAAACUGGACAGUGGCGCUGGGGCCCCACUGCUGGCCUUCACGAGUGACAGGACGAUCGCAGACGGGGCGUGGCACCACAUCCUGCUCAGCAUGGUGGAGCCUGCACAGCCACUGUCUCGCUGGAGCCUCACAGUGGACGGACAAAGAGCUGGUGUGAGCUUUGAAGCAGGAGGAAACCUCAACUUCCUCAAUAGAAGCAACAUUUUGCUAGCAGAAAGAUUUACCGGAUGCUUAGGGGAGGUGAGAGUGGGUGGUGUCUACCUGCCACUGGUGAACGUAACAGGCGCUCCCCAGCAGAGUCAGUUCACUAGACUGGGAGGACAUGAGCCAAACAUUGGUUGCCAAGGUGCUCCAGUUUGUGACUUGAAACCCUGUCUCAAUGAUGGCGUCUGCCAGGACCACUUCAAUGACUUUAACUGCAGCUGCCCAUCAGGAUGGGAGGGGGAGCUGUGUGAGGCUCAGACAGAUGAAUGCUCCUCAUCUCCAUGUCUCUACGGAAAGUGCAAAGACCUCCUGGCAGACUACCACUGUGACUGUGAGCCUGGAUACAAAGGAAAAAACUGUGAGGAAGAGGUGGACAACUGCCUGGAGUUCACCUGCGUCAACGGAGGGCGCUGUGAGGAAUCUGCUGGAACUCAUAGCUGUUCCUGUCCUCCUGGCUUCAAGGGGAAACGCUGUCAGUGGCGUUUCCCUCCAGUUGCAUGCGAUGCAAACACUAAGUGUUUCAAUGACGGAGUUUGUGUUGGAGGCGAAUUUGGCGGCAACUGCUCCUGCAAACCUGGAUAUACAGGCGUCAGGUGUGAGGCAGAAAUAGACGAGUGCAGUUCCAAUCCUUGCCUGAACGGGGCGACCUGUCAGGAUCGAUUCAACCACUUCAAGUGUGUUUGUGUCCCGGGCUUUAGUGGAAGACUGUGUGAGAAUAAUAAGGAGGAGCAUAGGGAGCGAGUCCCGUGGCUGGCAGUGACCAUCCCGCUGACAACCCUGUGUGUGCUCCUGGCCAUCCUCAUCGUCUUCUUCCUCGUGAUGACGGCGCGAAAGAAGCGCCAGUCCGAGGGCACCUACAGCCCCAGCUCCCAGGAGGUGGCCGGCGCCCGUCUGGAAAUGGGCAGCGUGCUCAAAGUGCCUCCGGAGGAGAGGCUGAUCUGACCCCCAGCAGCCCUGGAUCCCCAUAUCCCACUUUAAAUUGCACGUCAAAGGCAGACAGAGCUGUGCGGUGUUGUGUUGCUGCAGAGACGAUUUAGGUCAGGGAGGACUCCGACAAGUGUACGGGUGAAGAAAAAACACAUCUCAGAGAGUCUGGAGCGUCCCUGGUCCUGCACGAGUAAGUCUUAAAUGGAGAGCACAGAACUAUUUUGCUCAUGAAGAAGGUGACAAAAUCUGACCGGGAGGAAUAUUUUCUGCACCAACAAAUUUUCAGGGAGCUGCCUCAUUUUAUGGGAGACAAAAAAAAAGAUCCUGAACAAUCUGCUGCACUGAAUUUAUUUUUGUAAAAGUUUGAUUUUGUAAAAUGUAGCCUCAAGAUCCGUCGGAAGACAAACAGAGGAGGAGCCUUUGAUGGAUUCAAGGAUAGAAGCUGACCAAAAACAGGAAUGUGUGGGUGGAAACCUCCAACUUCCCAAAAAAACCAGCUGUAAUAGACCUUCAAUGUGCACACGGCCGAGCCUCCCAUCCCGUACUGUUUUGUGUCUUCAUUGUGUUCCGUGUUUGUAAAUGUCAUGUAAAUAUAAGUGGGUUAUUUUCAAAAGCGGCAAUUAUGGCCAAAGGAGGUUCUGCCAGCGUCUGUGAGUGUAAAGACUUCCAGCAGCAAAAACGAACAUUUGAAUGUUGCAAAGGUAAAAGAUUUGAGGUAUAUUUUGUUUCUGGAAGCUGGAGCUAAAAGAAAAAAAUGUGCUCUUAGGUUCCAACUUGAAGGCAGGACAAACUUUGAGGGACCUUAACAGACGUGGUUUAAGCGGCUGUGCUAGGUUCAAUGCAAUCAUGUAAAUACCAGCGUCAGCUCCACGUAUCACUGCACUGGAAAGCAGGGCUGAUGGACAAACACAAGAGAUGACUCAAUCUUAUGAGUGUCUUAUGUAUAGUGAAAAUAGAUCAUUCUAAUUUAUAGAAGUUUAUCGUAUUUUUUCAUAGAAAAUGUUUUCUUGCCAGGAAUUCUGCUUUUCUCUUGUUUUAAAUCAAAUUAUUGGUAACUCCUGACUAUAGCUGAGCACAUGUUCUUGUCCAUCAUGUGCAUCAAAGUUUAAAUAAAAUGUCCUGUAGCUACUGAGAUGCAAUUUAAUUGGAAAACAAUUAAUGUUGUUGACAGAAACUUCUAUUCUUAGAGUUUGCAUUUGAAGUCUGAUGCCACUGUAUUCAUUUGAAUUCCUCAAAAGGUCUGGGCCCUCACUUGCCUUUCACUCUGUGCUUACUCACACUGCCAAGGUGACCAAACCACUGAACCGCCGUGCUUUCACGCUUAAAAACAAAGGUGCUUCUCUGACCUGCAUGACAUCGGAUGCACUGCACGGCUUCUUGCCAAUAGGAAUGUACCACCAGUCACCAAACUGGGAGGUAAUUCAGUCAGUAUUAUCAAAUGGAGUGAUUUUAAAAGGGAGAAAGGCCGGAUCGGGAUCCUGUUGUGUGGAAUUGUUGCUGAACUUGUGAACGUGGUUUUGACAAACCCAGGUGACUCUGCUCUGCUGACGUACAAAUGUUAGAGCAGACAAAUCUACUCUCGUUCUUUUUCUUGUUUUUUUUGUUUUGUUUUGUAGGUUGUGUUUGCACUACAGAGUACCUUGAUGAGUGAGUGAAAACCAUUGACUGUAUAAGAGAACUGGACUGAGUAACCCCUCCCCCCUCGUGCUCCAAACAAAAAGUGCCCGCUGGUUCCAAGAAGCCAAAAUCCCUUACAAUAGAGAAAUACUAAGUCAUUCUUUUUGUCAUUCUUGCUUUGAUACAUUUUUUAACAUGUUAGUUUUUCAAGCUUUAAACCGACCAAUCAGAUACUUCGAUAUAAGUAGGUGGUCUCACAUCAAGCCCACUUUCAAGUGGUAAGGACUUCCUGCAAGCUAACACCUGUUUACAAAUGUCAACUGGUUCCAACAUGGCAGCGUUCAUCUCGCAAACAAAUGGCGACUCAGUUGACUUUAUUUUCCUGGAGUUAGAAUUAAACCCGUUUUAAUGGGUGAUGUCACACAAACUCAGUCCGGUUCUCUUAUACAGUCAAUGGGGAAAGCAUGAACUUGAUAAAAAUGUUGUUUGUAACUUUUAAAGGUUUUAUGAAAAAAUUUUCAGGACGACUGUUUUUCUCUACAAACCUCCGACCAACUAGUGCUUUCUGUAGAAGACACUACAGAUGAAAUCUUGUUGUUCCUCAAAAAGAUCUACUGUUAAUAUAUAGGAACUUUGCAUUACUGAGCACAAGCAAGUUUUUUUUUUUUUUUUUUAAUCUGGGCCUUAUUCUGGACAAACAGAAUGGAAAAGGCCAAAACGUCUCACCUGUGUUUGCUGUCUGUUGAAGCCAAUUCCAACAUGUUUUUUUUCUUAUAUCCUUUGUGGCUUGACAUAUUCUGGAUAGUUCAGAUUCAUUUUCUUUUGUUUACUUGUCAUUCAUGUGCAAAUGAGAAAUAAAUGAGGAACAUAAAUAAUCAGGAAGGAGUUUUUUUUUUUCCCACGUGUAGCUAUUGUAGUCAGUAACAGAAAAACCGUAAUGCUUCAUCUAAAAAGCAGAUGAUGUGAUUUUGUGUGGCUUCACAAAACCAGUUUGUUCCAUGCUGUAGUAUUGUUUAGUGGACAGCAGAGGGCACUGCUCUGACAUGCAUGUGAAAAAAGCAUCAAACCAGACACAGAAUCGCCAAGACAAGUCAUCACUACGACAUUAUAAAACAAGGUCUUAUAUUUUUUUUAAAAAUGUGUUAUCUGUAGGAAAGAAGUUGUCUGUCGGUGAAGAUUUCCCUCAGUGAAAACAUUUUUGCUGACAGAUAUUUUUUCUGCAGUUACAAACCAGUUUCACACAAAUUUCUUGUUUCAGCUGCAAACUGUUUUACAGACUCACACAUCUAAAAAAUCUUUUUACAGAUGGACAAUUUCUCCUCUGC